Pseudomyrmex gracilis is the source of this 1505-nucleotide messenger RNA. RefSeq lists its product as uncharacterized. The coding region runs from base 274 to 852 and encodes 192 amino acids. Lineage: Eukaryota; Metazoa; Arthropoda; Insecta; Hymenoptera; Formicidae. The transcript has 6 exons. The record is from RefSeq and is a predicted model, not a curated record.
GAAGACCUUUGCUAGAAUUAAAACUAUGGGCACAAUUUUGAAUUUGGAAAUUUAGUUUUUGUUUCUAAAGGUGCGCAAAAGACAAAGGUACUACUUAAAAAAAAAAAAUUGGGUGUAACUACAUUUGUAUGCCCUCCAGCUCCGAUAAACUGAAAAGUGGUACGAUUUAGGCAACCUUACCCUACAACUGAAAAACUUAAGGCCAGUCAGUCUAAACGGAAGCAACAAGUUAAAGCAGCCAUCUCCAAAGCUCGGGAGGCCGCUGAGUCUGUCAUGGAUGGCGAAAUGGCCAAGAAGGAUAAAGAUUCAAUCUUAGUAGUUGCCGGAAUCAGUAAAGAAGUUGUAGUCUCUCAGGAAUUAUCUGAGUAUUCUGAUUCAAAUUCCAGUGAUACUGAUGAGCCCAGUGUUCAGAAGACUGAAGGGAAAUUGAAUGAUCUGAAGAAUCUUAAACAAUUGCAUGCUAAGAACUCGUCUGAUGAAGAUUCUAAUUGGAAAACAGCAAAUAAAGAAGCUGAGACUUUACCACAUCCUUUCGAUAUUAUUGACAUCAACUCUAACUUAUCCAAUAAGGACAAUAAUCUAAAUGUUUCUCCAGUUGUGGAAGAAAAUUCACAGAAAAGACAUCGCUCUUUAGAUAGGGAGUCAGACUGCUCGUCACAUUCACGCACUGUUAAGGUACCAAAGAAGAAGAAGAAGAGACAUAAGAAGAAAGGAAAGCGUGACGAAUCUACAGGCUCUUCAAGUGAAAGCGAUGAAUCAGAUUCAACUGCUGUGAAAUCUAAAUCCUCCAAGAACGCUCACACAAGAAAAGCAAGAAAAAGCAUGCUCAUGGAAAACAGAAAAAGAAGGUAAAGGCUAAGAGACGGACAGUCAAGAGGAUCAUGGAUAUUUAUCCAGGAGUGAACUUCAAUUGGAGUGAACAAGAUCCAAAGGUGGUUCAACUUCAUGAAAAUAUUAAUGUAUUCGUAACACAAAAAGCCUUAAAUGAUGCCAUAUCUGCUAAGAGCGCAUCACAGUUUAUCAGACAUAUGACAGCAGAAGUCUACACUAAAGAGGCCAUUUUGAAUUCUUCGCCUCAAGGUUUUCCACCCUGAGGAAAAGGGACGGAUUUCUACAAGAAAAACCCGCCUAAGUACAGGCUUCACCCUGAUGGCUUGAAUGCUAUCAUAGAGAAAGCUCGCAGCCUUGAAAGGGACAACAAGGCCUGGAGGCCAAAGCUAACAGAACCAGCGAUGAAGUCUGUAUUUAGCUCCACGUGCUGCUGGAUCAAGAGCAAAACAAAGAUCAGCUUAAGCUCAUCUAGCUCAGAUAGUAAAGAAUCUUCAUCUUCUGACUCAACUUCAGACUCAAGUUCUAAUUAGUGAAAAAAAACUCGUGAUAAAAUGUGAUGCUCUGAUUAAAAAUUUAACCUCUAACAAGGAGUGCCUAUACCCUGGGGGUCACCGAUUUUUAUGAAACUUUGCAGAAAUGUAGAUUGGAUAUAAGAGCAAAAAAUGCUAAACGGA